GUUCUUUUUUUUUGUAGUUGUUUUUUUUUUUUUAAACAAACGCCACUUGAUUCAAGACACCGAUAGUGUGAAUGGCCCGUCUUCUGCCUGAUCUCGCCUCCUUCCUGUCCUCGGUUCUUCCCCGCGGCUUCGCGUUGGGCCCUUCGCUGCUGCGUGAAGGCAGCGUGGGGCUUUGGUGGGUGGGUCGCCCGCUGGAGGCUGGAGCCCCGCUGGGGACGGAGGGCGACGCACAGCGGGUCGCCAGGACGCGUUCAGACGGGCUGAGCAAUUUCUCUGAAAACGACCAAUCAGGAGCUGCUUGUUUUGAGGAUGAGAAGGCACUGAUGGGGGGAUCAACCACUCAGGAAGCUCCUGUACAAAGAGCCACAUGGUUCAACUUUGCCUGUCAGGCGCAGUGCCGGGCCCAGCAGAACCUGGUGGUGCGGUGCGCCUGCAGAGGGGUGUGUGGCGACGGGUGUGCGGGUGUGUGUGUGCGCGCGUGUCAGGACAUCCAUCCUGGAACGGAGCUGCUGGUGUUCGAUGAGGCGGAGGGAAAAGGUCAACCAGAUACGAUUAUGAAGCAGGAGCCAGAGAGCAACAAAAUAAUCACUCUGGGAGAGGAGAAGCUCAAAGAGAAGAAGCAAACUCUGCAGGAUGAGGAAGAUCAUCGCAGACAGACCCCCCGUGUCACCAAGCCUCGUCCUUCCUCUGAGAGGAGGAUGAGGAUGAGGAAAACUGUCCCAUGUGACCCGAACUCAGACCAUGAGAAAGAGCAGGACAGGUUGACAGACAAACCAAACCUUCCUGCUCCUCCGCCUGUUCGCUCCAGCUCCCGUCUGGCUGCUAAACCUCGGCGGUUUCACUGCAUGUCCGCCGGAUCGAGGCGCCAUCCUGCGUCCAACUCGUCCAAAUUGACCGAGGGACAAAACAAAGACUCAGCCGAGGCGCCCGAGGUUUCCCCGGCCGCCGAGUGGCAGCCAGUGACUGGUACCGUCAGAGAGAGACGGUACCGGUGUUCCAGCUGCGGGAAAAGGUUCUACCAGCUCGGUCACCUCCGGAAACACCAGUUCAGCCACACAGAUGAGAAACCCUUCCGCUGUCGAGACUGUGGGAAAAACUAUACCUCAUCGGAAAGUUUCAAAGCCCAUCAGUUGAGUCACAGAGGCGAGCGGCCGUUUUCCUGUCCUCACUGUGAAAAGACGUACGGCCUGAAGCGAGACCUGAAGGAGCACCUGGUCCUGCACACCGGAGAGAAACCCUACACCUGUGAGAACUGUGGGAAAUCCUUCGCACGACGCCCCUCGCUGCGCAUCCACCGCCUGCUGCACUGCAGCAGGAAGGUCUACAUGCUGUCGCCAAAGGUGCAGUGCUCCGUCUGCUCCAAGGAGCUGGCCAACCCCAACUCCCUGAGGACCCACAUGAAGCUGCACACCGGGGAGAAGCCGCACAUCUGCCAGCACUGCGGGAAGCGCUUCAGACAGAAAGGGAACCUGGAGAGCCAUCUGAGGGUUCACAGCGGGGAGAAACCGUUCCACUGCCCCGAGUGCCUGCAGACUUUCACUCAGAAGUCAGAUCUCCAGCGGCACAUGUUCACCCACGCUGAGGGUUUCUCUGUAGCUACUGUGGGAAAUCUCUGA
Poeciliopsis prolifica (blackstripe livebearer) is the source of this 1616-nucleotide messenger RNA. Its product is annotated as zinc finger protein 408-like. NCBI's taxonomy places the organism in Eukaryota, Metazoa, Chordata, Actinopteri, Cyprinodontiformes, Poeciliidae. The transcript is spliced from 8 exons. Gene Ontology annotation, cellular component: nucleus. The record is from RefSeq and is a predicted model, not a curated record. Bases 72 to 1616 code for a protein of 514 amino acids.